Magallana angulata is the source of this 3800-nucleotide messenger RNA. RefSeq lists its product as uncharacterized. The coding region runs from base 1242 to 3800 and encodes 852 amino acids. The record is from RefSeq and is a predicted model, not a curated record. The transcript has 2 exons. Gene Ontology annotation, molecular function: nucleotide binding; DNA-directed DNA polymerase activity; DNA binding. Lineage: Eukaryota; Metazoa; Mollusca; Bivalvia; Ostreida; Ostreidae. Gene Ontology annotation, biological process: DNA replication.
UAAUCAAACAAUUGCAAAUAAAAGAGAUGGUCGUAAAACAUUAAAGGGAUUUUUGUAGCCCCUUAUGGGAGUUUUCCAUGACGUAAACAGUAAAACCCCUUCUAAUCGAUGAAAGAUGUAUCCAACAAAGGAAUAAAAGAUCCCAUUGAGAAUACAUUUGAAUGGAGAUUUACUCAACCGAAAUAAAACAGGUAAAAACAUGUUUAAACAACACAGGUAGAGACAUGUCUUAAUGACCUUGGACAUUUAAAUGCCAGGUGUGUUCACACACCGUAAAACCUCAUUCAUUUUAAUACAGGUACAUACAUCCGAGUGGCUUCAAGAUCACUGUUAGGAAAGGUGUGAAUGCGAUUAUGAAAUAAGUUGAAGUGUUUGAUAAUAUUUAUUUAUUUUUUGUUAUAUUUUAUUUUAUUAAUUUUUUCCUUUUUUUUUUUGCUAUAGAUUGUUAAAGAAAAAAAUCCUCAUAUAACAGUAUGUUAAAUCUCAUGACAAGUAUCCAGUAAGCAAUUAUAGUAUUCAAAAUCUCCUUCCUAAAUAACAAAUAAAUAAUAUUCAUCAACAAAAUCAAAAAUUCUAUAAAUAAUUCUACUGGACUUUCCGAAUGGAAAAUUACCCCUUUUUAAUAAACAAUGACUGUGAUUAUGACGGCAGAAUGACGUGAUCAUAAAGUAACCAAUCAGAAAAAUUGAUAUUUUAGAAUCACCAUGGAGAUAUAUGCAGAUAUAAAUUGAGAAACUUUUCGCUUUUAAAUCAAAUAUACUACAACUGCCAAAGACGUCUCAUCGGAGAUUGUUUCAAAGAAGUUUGCAUUGUGUUGUUGCUAUUUAGAUUUCGGAAAUAAUCCAUUAAAAGUAGGAACUAUUUUACAUUCUUUUAAAAAAUAAAUAGACAGAAAAUGAAUUAAAAAACAUGAAAAAAUGUAUUUAAAUAGCUACAAUGAAGUGUAUUUUAAUUGUAAAGAUUGUUUAUUGUUUGGGUUUUCCGGGUGAGUGAUUUAACAGUGCUUUCUAUUUGUAUAAUAGACUUGUAUGAGUUGGAUAAUGAAAUUUAAAGGUAUAGGUUUUACGACUGAGUAAACAAUUUUACUACAAUUUGUUAUUCUAAUAUGGAGCUAUGAGGGGUUUCGGAUUUGAUACACUGACGCAUAUUAAACUAAUAAAACAAAAAAUCAGUAAGUAGUGAUUGAUUAUCAUAAAAAAAUUAUCAUAACAAAUAUUAAUACUUUUAAACAGAAAAAAAACAUGCCCGCUGAUAAAUUUGCUUGUGAAGUUUGUGGAAAGAGUUUCACUCGACUAUCGAAUUUGCUUCGACAUCAGCGAUCUACACAUGGAUCAGACUCCUUUCUCUGUCAGACUUGUGGAAAAAACUUUAACAGAAGGGAUAGCUAUUUACGUCACACAAGAAGCCACCUAGAAACUUCAGAUAAAAAAUCAUAUGAUUCUGAAACGGUGGAUGAUUCAACGAACUGUGACAGUGAUGACAAAGAAAAUGUGUGUCCUAAUCAAUUAGGCGGUGGAAAAUCAUCAAACGAUAUAAAUGAGACAGGAGCUGUUGAGGUCAAAGAAGAUUGUAAUUUAGAGGAAGAGGCUAUUGAGGGAAAUUUAAAGAAAAUUUUCUUAGAAGCGACAGACAAAAGCAAGUACGAUCCCUUGACCUUCCUUAAAGUUAAGGAAGAGACUAUCAGAUCGAUUUUAAAAAAAGAACGCAUUAAAAGGAAAAGAAUAAAAUUCUAUCUCACCCUACAAGUGCGAUUCACCAAGACCAAAGGAGAACAGGUGGAAAUAGCAGAACCCCAUUUCCACGGGCGUUGCCAUGUAGUGCUUAACAACAACGAUAUUGAACCCGCCCUGAGGGAGAGCAUCAUGAAAAUGUUCAACUCUUUCAUUGAAUACCAAAGAGAAGGCAGUAACUGGGUACUGGACAAGGUUCUGGGAGUGGCAAUUCAUAUCGUGCAAUACAAUCCGAUAAAAGGGUCCAGUUAUUUACCACUUCCAGCAAAACUUGCCAGCAAAAAAGCCAUUGUCAACGUCCAGAAUACCGAUCAAAAAUGCUUCAUGUGGUCGGUAUUAGCUGCUCUUUACCCAGUAACAAAUCAUCCUGAACGAGUUGUGAAUUAUGUGCAACAUAUAGAAAAGCUAGACUUCGCAGGCAUUUCAUUUCCCGUUCGAGUCGGAGACUUUCCCAAAUUCGAGAAGAGAAACGACAUUUCUAUCAAUGUAUUUGGUUAUGAAAAACGAGAAUUAUAUCCUCUCCAUCUGACAAGAGAAAGAGGAUUAAAACACGUCGAUCUCCUCGUUCUUAAUAGAGGAGAAAACUCACACUACUGUUGGAUAAAAAACUUUAACAGAUUACUGAAUGAGGGACAAAAAGGAAACCAACUGUUUCAUUGUCAUUAUUGUCUGCAUGGAUUCACUAAACAGCGCCUUUUAGAAAAACACGUGCCUUACUGCGAAGUACAUGGGGCACAGCGGACGGAAAUGCCAACUGAAGAAGAUAAAUGGCUAGAGUUCAGCGAUGUCUCUAAGCAACUCAAGGUUCCAUUUGUGAUCUAUGCCGACUUUGAAAGUAUUCUUGAGAGGCAUUAUGGUUGUCAACCGGAUCCUAGUAAAUCGUCCACUAUUAAGCUAGCAAAACACGUCCCCUCCGGAUUUACUUACAAAGUUGUCGGACUUUCAUCAAAUAUCACAAUGAAUCACGUGACAUACCGUGGUCAUGAUGCUGUUUACAAGUUUAUUGACCAUCUAAUCAAAUUAGAAGACGAGCCUUUGGGGGUCCUACGCGAAUCAAAGCCUAUGGAUUUGUCUGAAGAGGAGAAUAAAGCAUUUCAGGAAUCAACUAAGUGCCACAUCUGCAACAAAGAAUUAGGAGAAGAUACCGUUCGUGAUCAUUGCCACGUGACGGGAAAAUUUCGAGGCGCAGCUCACAGUAACUGUAAUCUAAACCUGCGACUCAGAGAGAGAAUACCGGUAUUUUUCCAUAACCUAAAAGGAUAUGAUGCUCACCAUAUCAUGAAUGCCCUCGGCAAAUACAAACACAAAAAGAUCAACUGCAUUCCCCAGAACCACGAGAAAUACAUUUCGUUUUCUUUAGGGAGAUUAGAUUUUGUCGACACGUUCCAAUUUUUGUCUACAUCUCUCGACAAACUAUCGACAAAUCUAGCCAAAGAGGGUCUUCAUAAAUUUCCUCAUCUCCAAGCAUACGUAGCCACUACCCACCCAGGAAAUGAGCAGACAAAGCUUCAAUUGUUAAGCAGAAAAGGAGUGUAUCCUUACCGCUACAUGAACUCAUUCAAAAAGUUUCAAGAAACGACACUUCCACCACAACGAACUUUCUACAAUGAUCUUGACGGUAAAACUGUGUCCGAUCAAGACUAUUUGCAUGCGCAAUGGGUUUGGGAUGUUUUCAACAUUCAGAACUUAGGACAAUACCAUGAUCUGUACAUGGAAACCGACGUGCAUCUUUUAGCUGAUGUGUUUGAAAAUUUUCGUGAUCUCUGCUUAAACAUGUAUGGCCUCGAUGCGGCUCAUUUUUACACGGCCCCGGGACUAGCAUGGCAGGCCGCUCUCAAGAUGACAGGUGUUCAACUUGAGCUUUUGACCGAUCCAGAUAUGCAUUUGUUUGUAGAAAAAGGGCUCAGAGGCGGCAUUGCUAUGAUUUCUCAAAGGUAUGCAAAUGCUAACAAUCGCUAUCUUAGCGACUAUGAUCCCUGUCAACCCUCAAACUAUUUGAUGUAUUUGGAUGCUAACAAUCUGUACGGUUGGGCCAUGAGUCAGUCGCUGCCGACUCAUGAUUUUUGUUGA